AUGGCGUCGCAAGGACGCGGCGGAGGACUUGAAGGUCCAGGUCAGAACUACCGGACCAAGCCUUGCCACCACUUUAAAAGAGUGGAAAGCCAUAUGACUACACCAGCCCCUGUCGCCAAAACAGAUCCACGCAAGCGAUACAUGGCCUGGAAAGGCAUGGUUCGUAAACCACCUCCCAGUUUUCAGACUACAUCAGGUGCAAAGGAAUGUCACAAGUUCUGGAAAAGAGCUCUCGAACUCUUGGACGAAGAUAACUCGGAACAGCACCAAGAUGUCGCUCGUGAUCUUGUCAACGAUGAUUAUCACGGUCUGCAGUUUAUUGUCGACACUGCUGAGAAUGGUUCCUCUGACGCCAAAGAGAACUUGCCCACGUCUUAUGCAUUUAUCCAGGUCAUAGCUCACAAGAGCCUGAUGGACUCGCUAUCUAUCGAGGCCUGUGUUGGAACCAUCUUUACUGUCUUUGCUGGCAUGAAUGGAGAACGAGGUAUCGGCCUCUUUAGUUCCAUGUGCGAACAAGCUCUCGAAAGCACUGAACUAUUUUCCGAGCUACUUGGGACAACCACUCAGGCCGCCCUCCGAGUAAUGAUCGCAGCGCUGUCACAACUUCUUAACAAAGUACCCCGAGCACAGUUUUGUGACGAACUACCUGGCCUCAUGGGACAGGUAGACAGGCUAAUUGCUAUGAUCGCCGAGGACACUUCUCCGAAAGAGCUUGACGAGGUUUCGACUCACUUCAGAUUGGUAAAGAGAUUGGUCAAUGCUGCUCAUGAGCGUCUUGCUUCAAGCGAGAACUCUUCCGACAAUUCACGGAACCUCAAGGCUAUCGCAUCUACAUUUCCCAAAGAAUUGGAAAUUCCUGGAGGCAGACACGACAACGACUUUGCUGAUAUCGGCAAGAUUGCCAUCUUGCCAACAUAUGAAGAAGUCACCAGCGAGCAGGCAGAGUACCUACCGUCUACCAACUUUACGGAGCCUCAUGUGCUGGGGGAUCCUUUGCAGCGACACAUCGAUUCCAUGUUUCGACUAGUCCGACAUGAUAUUCUCGGUCCUGUCAAAGAUAUCCUACGCGACCUUCUCCAGUCUGAAGAUUUGCUGAAUGGGCGUCUUUCCAAUCCCGACCCGCAGGCACAAAUUUAUGUGGAAUCACGUAUCGAAGACCUUGUCAGCAGCAAGAAGCACGGCACUGAAGCUGUGCUAUCUUUUGAACCACCUCGUCAAAUUCUCGACAAGACACAGGAGCAGCAAAAGGCAUGGUGGAAGGCAUCCUCUCGCUUGGGUCAAGGUACUUUGGUGUGCUUUGUUUCUCCCACGCCUGGUCGCACGAGUUUGCUUUUCUUACAAGUCACUUGUAAAAGCACAAGCCGCAGCGACCUCAAGGAGAACGAAGAGCGAACCAGCAACAUUGCUCCAUUGCAGGGUUUACCCAGCAUUACCGUCAAGCUUGUGAAUCACAACCGAGACGACUUACUUUUGCUGGCUAAACUGUACACAACCAAGGCUCUGGGUGUACUUGUCGAUUUCAACGGCGUGAUUCUCGAUACUUUCGUGCCCAUUCUCAAGAACCUCCAGACUAUGAAACGCGAGAACCAGAUAGCGUUUCAACAAUGGAUUCUUCCUAGUGCAGCCGAAGAUCGAAGCGUCACUACACCAGCGUAUGCGCGCAGGCUUGAUUUUACCUUUUCCCUGAGGACCAUUGCAAAAGACAAAGCGACUGAUCUUGCUCUCGAUCCAGAGCUCCCGGAGAACCUAGAUAUCGAGGAGUUGGAACGCGCGACAGGUUUAGAUCAAGGACAAUGUCAUGGUUUGAUCGGGGCACUUACUCGUGAAUACGCGCUUAUUCAAGGCCCCCCUGGAACUGGAAAGUCGUACCUCGGCGUUCAACUGCUCAGAGUUCUUUUGGCUGCGAAGCAGAAAGCUCACCUGGGUCCCAUCGUUAUCAUCUGCUACACGAACCACGCACUGGAUCAAUUUCUCAAGCAUCUCCUCGAAGUUGGGAUCUCUCGCAUCAUUCGAAUCGGUGGUCGCAGCGCUGCCCCAGAGCUCGAUGGAUUAAAUCUUCGAGUAGUCGGUCAAGAUACAGCAAGGACAGUCACUGAGCGGAUGAACCUUGCCGCGUCAUUUCGCCAACUCGAGAUGAGUUCGCGCACCGCAUCAGAAGCCGCGACAUCUCUCUACCUUGCAAGAAAUGGACGUAGAUGGGACUUUCUCAAAGAGUUCUUGAAUUCUUGGACGAGUGGUUGA
Molecule: messenger RNA, 2241 nt
Organism: Fusarium poae
Lineage: Eukaryota; Fungi; Ascomycota; Sordariomycetes; Hypocreales; Nectriaceae
Exons: 3
Coding region: 1-2241 (746 amino acids)
Biological process (GO): regulatory ncRNA-mediated heterochromatin formation
Cellular component (GO): nuclear RNA-directed RNA polymerase complex
Molecular function (GO): helicase activity
Source: RefSeq, a predicted model, not a curated record